AUGAUCGCCACAACUGGCGAUCACAUCUGGGCCAAGACCCAACUACCCAAGUUCAAGACGACACCAUUUCAAACCCCAAAAGGCCAAUGGUCUUCCAAGCAUUCCGAUGUUGAUUCAGGUGCCUCCGGUGACCGGUUGGCCAGGAUCCCCAGCUACCUCCCCAACUUGUCUGCACAGGAGGAUAUAUGCCCUAUGUGGACGGUUGCAGGUAUGGCUUUCAGCUUUGUCAAGAAGGGCAAGAAGGGUAUUUUUGAAAUUUGGGUCGACACAUCCCUAGUGUCGGAUAGGGAUAAGGUUCUUCAAGGAUUUCAAGGGGGAAUUCGAGGCGGGUCCUUUCAGGAACUUUCUAUCAAGCACGUCUGCUUGCGUCAAGCUGGUUGA
Prunus armeniaca (apricot) is the source of this 381-nucleotide messenger RNA. Lineage: Eukaryota; Viridiplantae; Streptophyta; Magnoliopsida; Rosales; Rosaceae. The record is from the annotation of a GenBank genome assembly.